AUGGACAACAAGCGGAGAUCAUCCGCCGUCAAUGGCGUGAAUGAAGCUGACGAACGCGCUGCAAAGCGCCAGAGACUGACUGAGAAAUAUGAUCUCAGCAAGGGUGAGACGGUCGAGUCGACUACCGAACAUGGCCUGUUCUUCCUCGAGCAGAUCCGCCGAACUCAGGACAAGAAUGGCCGCAAAGUCGCCGUCUACUUCGAGAAGCUGAUGCCGAGAGAGGGCAAUGCCGAAUACUACAAGAAGACGAGAAUGCCGAUUUCGCUUUCGAUAAUCGAAAGAAAGCUCAAGAAGGGAGAUUUCUCUACUCUUACCGAACUCGAGAGCUACUUCAAGCGUAUGGUCUCCAACGCGAAGGAUUUCUACACUAGAAGCACCCCCCAGUUUGACGAUGCCGAGAGAGUUCGCAAAGCUUUGAGCAACUUCAUGACCAAGACCAAUCCCGCUUAUGCCAGAGGCGGCUACACCGCGGUCCCGACACUUCUGCCUGCCCAUCGCGUCGACGAAGCUGAAGAAGACGACAUAGAGAAGCCGCAAGGUGCGGCAGAAUCCCCCGAGGAACAGGAUGAUGCCGACGAAGAUGAGGAGGAGGCAGAAGAAGCCGAAGCGGACGAAGAGGACGGAGAGGAAGAUGACGAUGCGGAAGGCGAGGAGGACGAUGACGAGGGAAGCCAGAACUCCAAGCCGACUAUUCUCAUCCGUCGCAGAGGACCGGGUAGAUCGUCAUCGUCUAGGGCCGUGACAUCUCGCAAAUCAAAUGCUCGGACUGCCACGCCUAGUCGCCCUGACUACGAGUACGAGGGCAUCCCAUACAAGGGCCUCAACUUCCAGACGGCUCAAGAGAAGAUUGUGGAGGAAAUGAUUCGCAAGAAAGAAGACGGCGAGGACGAGGCUUAUUUUGAAGCCUUCAUCAACCUUCCUCCGCGAGCUUUGAAAGACUAUUACCGAGUCGUCAAGGAUCCCAUGUCGCUCCGCAAGCUUCAGAAGAUCACCAAGGGUGUUCGAGGUCGCAACGAGGCCACUGGCACUAGCGACUUGAAGAGCUGGGCGGCAUUCGAAGAGACGGCCAGCUUACUCUGGGACAACGCCAAGUACUACAAUGAAGAAGGAAGCGAAAUCUAUGAAUUGGCGCGGGAACUUCAGAAAUUCUUCGCCGACGAAAUCAAAAAGGCCAAGGCAGCUGUGCCAGAGCCUUCGCAGCCCAAGAUCAAGCUCAAGGUUCAGCAGCCCGCUUUUGAGCAGCCCGCCACAUCCAAGAAGAUCACUAUCCAUGUUGGGGGCAAGAGUGAGCCCGCAGACUCGCCCGCGCCCACGAUUCCCCAGCCAGCGGGAGCCAUCGCCAGUGAUCAAGCGCCACUUGGCAACGGCACCGCUCGCCAGGGUGGACUGCCAGCCGUUUCCGCUGCCAUGGACAGACUCCGAAGCACUUCGGCCGCAUCCCCGAGUCCCUCUGUCGCAAACAACAUCAAGCGCGAGGACGCAGCACGACCUUCUCCCGCAGUGACCCCCGGUCAACCUAGCACGCCAUCUGCUUUUCCGCCGCCUGCGGGCCAGACAGCAAGCCUGUCCAACGCGACAUUCCAACCCAUUGGACUUGUGCAGCCUCAGCCACAGGCGAAUCCUAUUCCACAGCCGCCUCCGAAGCCUCUGUGGGAUCAGCAGUUCCGUGCGCCUGGCAAGAGCGCUGCCGAUGCACUCAUCACCAAUCUGACUAUCCAGGCUCAUCCGAUGAUCAAUAUCGGAGGUCGCUUCAACAUCAGUCUGAAUCCCCUCGAAAGAGAGUGCAAGCAGUCUGUGACCGUUCAUGUCCCUGCCAGCCAGCUAAGACUUCAGGCCAUUGUGACCGUGCCGACGUUCCUUGAGAAGGAAGGACGUCAGUGGCGAUUGUGGGUGCAGGUCAACCGGUCUACUUUACAGCAAUCUCAUCCCAUUCAGGGCCAGGUGCUUCCCGUCAACGCCAGAGUCUUUGACGUUCAGCUCCAGGCUGGAGUGGUCAAUGAAAUCGACGUCUCUGUCGCAGCUGCUCUGCCCAAGGGACAAAAGCUGCCGAAUGGAGCCGAUUUCGAGGUGGAGACUAUGACACUGCUUGCCAACGUGCCCCGGAACUAG
Messenger RNA from Colletotrichum phormii, 2109 nucleotides. RefSeq names its product Bromodomain-containing protein. The transcript is spliced from 6 exons. The record is from RefSeq and is a predicted model, not a curated record. Gene Ontology annotation, molecular function: protein binding; chromatin binding. Lineage: Eukaryota; Fungi; Ascomycota; Sordariomycetes; Glomerellales; Glomerellaceae. Gene Ontology annotation, biological process: chromatin remodeling; transcription elongation by RNA polymerase II. Gene Ontology annotation, cellular component: RSC-type complex. The coding region runs from base 1 to 2109 and encodes 702 amino acids.